Messenger RNA from Salvia miltiorrhiza (redroot sage), 1133 nucleotides. RefSeq names its product outer envelope pore protein 16-4, chloroplastic. Gene Ontology annotation, cellular component: TIM22 mitochondrial import inner membrane insertion complex. NCBI's taxonomy places the organism in Eukaryota, Viridiplantae, Streptophyta, Magnoliopsida, Lamiales, Lamiaceae. Gene Ontology annotation, molecular function: transmembrane protein transporter activity. The transcript is spliced from 6 exons. The record is from RefSeq and is a predicted model, not a curated record. The coding region runs from base 182 to 574 and encodes 130 amino acids. Gene Ontology annotation, biological process: protein insertion into mitochondrial inner membrane.
AGGAAUUAUUUGGAAUUAAAUUAAAGAAACUAAAAUAAAAAUUUCAAGAACUUAUACCAUACAAAUCGGCGGCGCAUCCGCAUGCGAACCAAAGAGGCGGUGCUCCGCUCUUCGCCGCCGGCGGCCGAAUAAAAAAAAGCUACAUAUCACCGUCGGAGCUAAUUAAGUAAUCCAUCAAAAUAUGGAGGCAGAUCUAGCGGAUUACAUGCCAUGCUCUUCUAUCGCAGUCGAUUCCGUAUUACGUAUGAGCUCCGCUGGAGUGAUCUGGGGUGCUUGUUAUGGCCCUUUUGAUGCUGAAAGACUAGGUCUUUCUGGCAGCUCCCGAGCAUCGUACAUUGCCAAAACUGUUGGAAAGUGCGGGUUUUAUUGCGGACUAUUUGCUGGAAUAUUUUCUUUUGCUCACUGUGGAAUACAAAGAUAUCGGCGGCGGAAAGACUGGGUUAAUACUUUGUCAGCUGGUGUUGUUGCUGGGGCAGCUUUCGGUGCUGGAACCCGGAACUGGAAGCAAGUCGCUGGUAUUACUGGCCUUUUUUGUACAUUUUUUCAGUUUGCCAAGGACUCAAAAUCUGUAUGAUGCGUAAUCUUCAAGAUUUCUAUAGAGGCAAGCAAGGCAACUUGAUUUUUCUAUCACAUCUUCCAUUUCUAUUAUAGUUUUCUUCAUUGGAUUUCCAUUUUCUAUGACAUUCUCCACUUUACUUGAAGGUGUGAUUGGUUUGCCACUUAGUUUGUAGACAUUUGACACAGGCAGCCACUCUCCUCCACAAUGCAAUGAAGCUCAUUCUGUUCUUUACCUUGGUAACACGAGAUUGAGAAAGCAAUGCUAUCAUUUUGACAUUUUCUAUUUGCAGCGAUGUGGUUUACUCAACUCUCAUCGAGUCUUACAUUUUGCUUUUGCAAAAGUAUGGAUAAUUGUUUGAAGGGAACAUAAGGAAAUGCAGGUAGUUUUUCUGGAGGUUGAGUAGCAUCGUAAAGGAUUCGUUGGUUUGAUUUUCUCACUCCAUGAAUAUGUUGCAUCUCAUAUUUUACUUCAUCACUACACGUGAAUUGUGUAUCUAGUGCAUGAAUAUGGCAUUCAAAAAUCAAAACAUAUAAAUUCUACCCAUUUAUGACUAUUUUAUCCUUUACUGAUUGAA